AUGUCGUACAACGACCAGAACAACUACUACGGUCAGGACGGCCAGCAGCAACAGCAGCCGCAGCAGCAGCAACCAGCCGAGUACGUCGCUGACGCUUACCACCAGGGCUACGGCCAGCAACCGCAAUACGAUGAGUACGGCCAGCCGAUGUAUCCCCAUGACCAGUACGAUCCAGAAGCCGCAGCGCACUAUGACCCCAACGGCGCCGAGUACUACGCCCAACAGGGCUACGACCCGGAAUCCAUGGACCACGCCCAAGGUAACGCCUACUACGAGCAGCCCCGUGGCAUGGGCCAAGACCCGGAGAACUUUUCUGACUUCAGCUACGGUCCUCCUGCCACACCAGGCUACGACGGCUACGGCACCCCAAGUGCAGACCAGUACACGCCUUCGCAGAUGAGCUACGGCGAACCAAGAUCGUCCGGCGCAUCGACCCCAAUCUACGGUGGCGAGGGCUUCGACUCCUCUGCCAUAGCCAUGGCUUUGCCCAACGAGCCUUAUCCAGCCUGGACCGCAGACAACCAAUCUCCAGUCACUAUUGAGCAGAUUGAAGAUGCUUUCAUCGAUUUGGCCAACAGAUUCGGGUUUCAAAGAGACUCCAUGAGAAACAUGUUCGACCAUUUCAUGACUCUUUUGGACUCCAGGGCGUCCAGAAUGUCCCCACAACAAGCUCUACUGUCGUUGCACGCAGACUACAUCGGUGGCGAUACUGCCAACUACAAAAAGUGGUAUUUCGCCGCCCAGCUGGAUAUGGACGACGAAGUUGGAUUCCGUAACAUGAGCUUGGGUAAGCUUUCUAGAAAGGCCAGAAAGGCCAAAAAGAAGAACAAGAAGGCCAUGCAGGAGGCCCAAGAAGAGGGAACCGCCGACACCGAGGCCAUGCUAAAUCAACUCGAAGGUGACAACUCUCUAGAAGCCGCCGACUUUAGAUGGAAAGCCAAAAUGAACAAACUCUCUCCACUAGAGAUGGUUCGCCACGUCGCCUUAUACCUCAUGAUCUGGGGUGAAGCAAACCAAGUUAGAUUCACAUCCGAAUGUUUGUGUUUCCUCUACAAGUGUGCUUCCGACUACCUUGACUCUCCUUUGUGUCAACAACGCGCAGAGCCAAUGCCGGAAGGUGACUACUUGAACAGAGUCAUCACUCCACUCUACCUUUACAUCAGAUCUCAAGUCUACGAGGUCGUCGACGGUCGUUUCAUGAAGCGUGAAAAGGAUCACAACAAAGUUAUUGGUUACGACGAUGUCAAUCAACUCUUCUGGUACCCUGAAGGUAUUGCCAAAAUUGUUUUCGAAGAUGGCACUAGACUCAUUGACUUGCCUGCCGAGGAAAGGUAUCUAAGAUUGGGCGAAGUCUGCUGGGAUGACGUUUUUUUCAAAACAUACAAAGAAACGCGUUCUUGGUUCCACAUGGUCACCAACUUCAAUCGUAUUUGGGUCAUUCACGGUUCAAUUUACUGGAUGUACGCCGCGUACAAUGCCCCAACUCUUUACACCAAGGACUAUCAACAGCUCCUAGAUAACAAGCCUUUGGCUGCUUACCAAUGGAGUGCACCUGCAUUGGCUGGUACUCUGGCCUGUAUUAUUCAACUGGUUGCUACUAUCGCAGAAUGGUUUUUUGUACCAAGAAAGUGGGCCGGUGCUCAGCAUCUGUCUCGUCGGUUUUGGUUCUUGGUUUUGAUAACUGCCGUCAACUUGGGUCCUAUCAUUUUCGUUUUCGCCUAUGACAGUCUAGAUGUGAAAUCUAAAGCAUCUCAUGUCGUGGCUGCGGUGAUGUUCUUCGUCGCGUUGGCAACCGUGCUUUUCUUCUCCGUUAUGCCACUAGGAGGUCUGUUCACCUCUUACAUGAAAAAUUCGACAAGGCGUUACGUCGCUUCGCAAACUUUCACAGCAUCUUUUGCCCCCUUGAGUGGCCUUGAUAUGUGGAUGUCGUACUUGCUUUGGGUCACCGUUUUCGCUGCUAAAUUUUCGGAAUCCUACUUCUUCUUGAUUAAGUCAUUGAGAGAUCCUAUUAGAGUUUUGACUACAACUUCGAUGAGAUGCACAGGUGAUUACUGGUUCAAGGCAAAGUUGUGUACUGUCCAACCAAAGAUUGUUUUGGGUUUGAUGAUUGCUACUGAUUUCAUUUUGUUUUUCCUAGAUACCUUUAUGUGGUACGUUCUUUGCAACAUGGUGUACUCUAUUGGUAGAUCGUUCUACUUAGGUAUUUCCAUUUUGACUCCUUGGAGAAACAUUUUCACCAGAUUGCCUAAGAGAAUUUACUCCAAGAUUUUGGCUACCACGGACAUGGAGAUCAAAUACAAGCCCAAGGUCCUAAUUUCUCAAAUUUGGAAUGCCAUUGUCAUCUCCAUGUACAGAGAGCAUUUGCUUGCUAUUGAUCAUGUUCAAAAGCUACUUUACCACCAAGUUCCUUCGGAAAUUGAAGGUAAAAGAACUCUAAGAGCCCCAACUUUCUUCGUAUCUCAAGAUGACAACAACUUCGAGACGGAGUUUUUCCCUAGGGACUCCGAAGCUGAACGUCGUAUUUCUUUCUUUGCACAAUCGCUUGCCACUCCCAUCCCUGAACCAUUGCCCGUGGACAACAUGCCAACUUUCACCGUUCUAACACCUCACUACUCCGAAAGAAUUUUGCUUUCACUGAGAGAAAUUAUUCGUGAAGAUGAUCAAUUUUCCAGAGUUACUUUGUUAGAGUACUUGAAGCAACUGCACCCUGUUGAAUGGGAUUGUUUUGUCAAGGACACCAAGAUUCUUGCAGAAGAAACAGCCGCAUACGAAGGCACCGCGGAGGACCUUGAAAAAGAAGGUGAAGGUGGUAUGAAAUCCCAGAUCGAUGAUUUGCCAUUCUACUGCAUCGGUUUCAAAUCUGCUGCUCCUGAAUACACUUUGCGUACUAGAAUUUGGGCCUCUUUGAGAUCUCAAACACUUUACCGUACUGUAUCUGGUUUCAUGAAUUACGCUAGAGCUAUUAAAUUGCUUUACAGAGUCGAGAACCCUGAAAUUGUUCAAAUGUUCGGUGGCAAUGCUGAGGGUUUAGAGAGAGAAUUGGAAAAGAUGGCCAGAAGAAAGUUCAAGUUCUUGGUUUCUAUGCAAAGACUUGCUAAGUUCAAGCCCUACGAACUUGAAAAUGCUGAAUUUUUGUUGAGAGCCUAUCCCGAUCUUCAGAUUGCCUACUUAGAUGAAGAACCUCCUUUGAAUGAGGGUGAAGAACCCAGAAUUUAUUCCGCUUUGAUUGAUGGACACUGUGAAUUGUUAGCAAAUGGUCGUAGACGUCCUAAAUUCAGAAUUCAGUUAUCCGGUAAUCCAAUCCUUGGUGAUGGUAAAUCUGAUAACCAAAACCAUGCUAUGAUUUUCUACAGAGGUGAGUACUUGCAGUUGAUUGAUGCUAACCAAGACAACUACUUGGAAGAAUGUCUGAAGAUUAGAUCUGUGCUGGCUGAAUUUGAAGAAUUGAAUGUGGAACAAAUUAACCCUUACGCUCCUGGUUUGAAAUACGAAGACCAAUCUACAAACCAUCCUGUCGCCAUUGUGGGUGCCAGAGAAUACAUUUUCUCUGAAAACUCGGGUGUAUUGGGUGAUGUUGCAGCUGGUAAGGAACAAACUUUUGGUACAUUGUUUGCACGUACGCUUGCUCAAAUUGGUGGUAAACUGCAUUACGGUCACCCCGAUUUUGUCAACGCUACCUACAUGAACACCAGAGGUGGUGUCUCCAAGGCUCAGAAAGGUUUACACUUGAACGAAGAUAUUUAUGCUGGUAUGAACGCCCUUCUACGUGGUGGUCGUAUCAAGCACUGUGAAUACUACCAGUGUGGUAAAGGUAGAGAUUUGGGUUUUGGUACCAUUUUGAAUUUCACAACCAAGAUUGGUGCUGGUAUGGGUGAACAAAUGCUGUCUCGUGAGUAUUAUUACUUGGGAACCCAGUUGCCUCUUGACCGUUUCCUCUCCUUCUACUACGCUCACCCUGGUUUCCACUUGAACAAUUUGUUCAUUCAGCUAUCUGUUCAACUCUUCAUGUUAACCAUGAUGAACUUGAAUGCCUUGGCACACGAGUCCAUUCUCUGUGAUUACGACAGGUACAAACCUAUUACUGAUGUCCUGUACCCUAUCGGUUGUUACAAUUUCGCUCCUGUGAUUGAUUGGAUCAGACGUUACACUUUGUCUAUUUUCAUUGUUUUCUUCAUCUCUUUCAUUCCUAUUGUGGUCCAGGAGUUGAUUGAACGUGGUAUUUGGAAAGCUACCCAAAGAUUUUUCAGACACGUCAUUUCGCUCUCUCCAAUGUUCGAAGUUUUCGCUGGUCAAAUUUACUCUUCGUCCUUGUUAAGCGACUUGACUGUUGGUGGCGCUAGAUACAUCUCUACUGGUCGUGGUUUCGCAACAUCCCGUAUUCCAUUCUCGAUUCUUUACUCUAGAUUCGCAGGAUCUGCUAUUUACAUGGGUGCCAGAUGUAUGUUGGCAUUGCUAGCCGGGUCUGUGACACACUGGCAAGCACCUCUUCUAUGGUUCUGGGCAUCUUUGACUGCUCUCAUGUUCUCGCCAUUCAUCUUCAAUCCUCAUCAAUUCUCGUGGCAAGAUUUCUUCUUGGACUACCGUGAUUUUAUCAGAUGGUUGUCGAGAGGUAACAACAAGUACCACAGAAACUCUUGGAUUGGUUACGUCAGAAUGUCAAGAUCGAGAGUUACUGGUUUCAAGCGCAAGCUCACUGGUGAUGAGUCUGAAAAGUCUGCUGGUGACUCUGCCAAAGCUCAUAAGACAAACAUGAUUCUAGCUGACAUCAUUCCAUGUGCCAUCUACUCUGCCGGAUGUUUCGUUGCUUUCACUUUCAUCAAUGCUCAGACUGGUGUUAAAGACGCCCAACUGGUCAACUCCACUUUGCGUAUCGUCAUCUGCACGCUAGCUCCAAUUGCCGUAAACAUGGGUGUUUUGUUCUUCUGCGUGUGUCUCUCUUGCUGCUCAGGUCCUUUGUUUGGCAUGUGCUGCAAGAAGACCGGUUCGUCGAUGGCAGGAUUUGCCCAUGCCGUGGCUGUUAUCGUGCACAUUGUUUUCUUCAUUGUAAUGUGGGUCUUGGAAAGCUUCAACUUCGGCCGCAUGUUGAUUGGUGUUUUGACCUGCCUGUACAUUCAAAGAUUGAUCUUUAAGAUUAUCACCGUAUUCAUGUUGACUCGUGAAUUCAAGAACGACCAUGCCAACACCGCUUUCUGGACUGGUAAGUGGUACGGCAGUGGUUUCGGAUACAUGGCAUGGACUCAACCAGCCAGAGAAUUCUUGGCGAAGGUUGUUGAACUUUCUCACUUCGCCGGUGACUUUGUCUUGGGUCAUUUCCUAUUGUUCUGCCAAUUGCCACUGCUUUUCAUCCCAUACAUUGACAAGUUCCACUCCAUCAUGUUGUUCUGGCUAAAGCCAUCGCGUCAAAUCCGCCCUCCUAUCUACUCUCUAAAGCAGAGUCGUUUGCGUAAGCGGAUGGUGAGAAAGUACUGCUCUUUGUACUUUUUGAUUCUAGUUGUCUUCGCGGGCUGCAUCAUUGGUCCUGCCGUGGCUUCUAGUCAAAUCAAGUCCAACCUAAGUGACAGUCUCAACCGUCAAAUAAACGGCGGAGACGGCGAAUCCUCUAACAGCAUGCUGCAAAACCUCGUGCAACCUAAGAACUCAGGCCACGACGACUCGGGAUCCAGUCUACAAAGCGGAAACCACUACUACUACACUAUUCCAUCCUCGUUGAGAACAACGUCUUACUCUACCAAGCCUUGA
Lachancea meyersii CBS 8951 is the source of this 5739-nucleotide messenger RNA. Lineage: Eukaryota; Fungi; Ascomycota; Saccharomycetes; Saccharomycetales; Saccharomycetaceae. The record is from the annotation of a GenBank genome assembly.